UGAUGUCAGUGGAUGAGGAGUCCACUUCCUGCUACUGCCUGAUGGAUUCCACCAGCUGCCACCUGCUGCUGGACCAGCCGGGCUCCUACGCCCUGGUGGGCGAGCCGCUGACGCAGGCUGCUGUGAAGAGGCUGAAGCUGGCCGUGUUUGGGAGCGUGGAGUCGGGCCCUCUGAUCUACAGUCUGCGGGUCUACUGUGUGGACGACACGCCACACGCCUUUCAGGACAGACGGACCGACGGCAGCCAUGACACCAGCAGUAACAGUGACGCACAUGAAGAGCAUCACUGUGAUGACAGUUUGUAGACGGAGCGGUUGAUUGCGGCCUCCGCUGGUGUCGGCAUCUAACCGUAGAACCAGUUAGAAGUUGGUGUCAGUGGUUUGGGUGAUCACAGCUUACAUGUCCAGGAUUACGAACAUACGACUAAACCGAAACAAACGGGCUCUAAAUUAGAUGCAGUUCACUCGUUUAACAUGAAGAGGGCGCCAAAGAGACGCUUUUAGACAAACACAAGAUUCCAACAAACAUCCAUUA
Cyprinodon variegatus (sheepshead minnow) is the source of this 534-nucleotide messenger RNA. RefSeq names its product netrin receptor UNC5D-like. Lineage: Eukaryota; Metazoa; Chordata; Actinopteri; Cyprinodontiformes; Cyprinodontidae. The transcript has 2 exons. Bases 3 to 305 code for a protein of 100 amino acids. The record is from RefSeq and is a predicted model, not a curated record.